AUGGGAGCUGGUCCUUCAAACACAUUCAGGAAUACCAAAGGACGACUUAGUGAUCUGAGUGCUUCUUCAUCUAGCUACAGUGCAUCAUCUGCAAUAUAUAACCAUUUGCAACAAAAGCUUAUGCGUGUGGAAUCCCAACUAGAAGGCACCUUAAAUGCGCUGAUGGUUUACGUGAUGUCAAAGGAAGGUUCGGUUCCCGAAGAAUUUGCGGGUCUCUUUGCUCUUCAACCACAGGGAUAUCGGAGAUUACAUGCAGACAUCGCAACUGUCGCCGGUGCGCUAGAAACCCCACACGCAGGCGACACUCAUACUAUCGCCGAUACAGGUAACGAUGCACUCGCAUCCAUCUUAAAGAAAAUGGAAGAAAUGGAAAAUGAGAACAAAGCGCUUCGUGAUCAAAUGAAGGAGCAUCAAGAAAGGGUCGAUAAAAUACCGGGCGCUCCGAAGUUGUUACCAAAACGAGAUGUUGGCCGAUUCGUCGAGCAACCAUACAGUGAAGGGGAAGCCCCCCACUCUAUCCCAAAAACCUUCAAAAUGCCACCAUACUUGAAAAUAUAUGAUGGUACUACGGACCCGAAAGAUCACAUAAUCCACUACGUCACAGCCGUAAAAGGCAACGAUCUGUCGAAAGAGCAGGUGUCAUCAGUGCUGCUGAAAAAAUUCGGCAAAACCCUGACAGGGGGAGCGCUGACGUGGUAUUCCCAACUACCGGCACGGUCAAUAUCGACGUUCGAAGAAAUAGCAGACAAAUUUGUCACCGCUCACGCGGGAGCGAUAAAGGAAGAAGCCAGGGUAAACGACAUCUUCGCCGUUAGGCAGACGACGGCCGAAGGACUCAGGGAUUUCGUAGCCAGAUUCAACAGGUAA
Nicotiana attenuata is the source of this 867-nucleotide messenger RNA. RefSeq lists its product as uncharacterized. The transcript has 2 exons. Lineage: Eukaryota; Viridiplantae; Streptophyta; Magnoliopsida; Solanales; Solanaceae. The record is from RefSeq and is a predicted model, not a curated record. Bases 1 to 867 code for a protein of 288 amino acids.